Molecule: messenger RNA, 861 nt
Organism: Sphaerulina musiva SO2202
Lineage: Eukaryota; Fungi; Ascomycota; Dothideomycetes; Mycosphaerellales; Mycosphaerellaceae
Product: Cloroperoxidase
Exons: 4
Coding region: 1-831 (276 amino acids)
Molecular function (GO): peroxidase activity
Source: RefSeq, a predicted model, not a curated record
AUGUUGGCGACAUCUCUAACUCUUUCGAGUCUGCUGCUCAGUGCAGGCAGUUUUGAGACGUGGCAAGCUCCAGGGCCAGGAGAUGUGAGAUCGCCUUGUCCGGCGUUGAAUUCGCUCGCCAAUCAUGGCUUUCUACCCCAUAGUGGCAAGGGAAUUACACUUCCGGUUGCGGUGAGCGGGUUCAAGAGGGCACUCAAUAUCGCCGAUGACUUUACGACGGUGCUCUGGACAGCUGCGUUUCUCGUUUCCAAGGACCCGGCGAGUGCGACUUGGGAUUUGAGUGAUGUUGUACAGCAUAACUUCCCUAUUGAGCACGACGCCAGCCUGUCCCGUCAAGAUGCCUUCUUUGGCAACCAACAACCCUUCAACCAGACCAUCUUCGACACCGUACUCUCCUUCUAUGCCAACGAAACCGAUGCGACCAUUCCAAUUCAAGCCAAGGCCAAAUACAGCCGUACCCUCGACUCGCAAACCCGGAAUCCGAAAUUUCAAUACGGCCUGCGAGAGUUUAUCCUCUCCUAUGGCGAGAAUGCGCUCUUCUUGAGCACCAUGGGCGACCCAAGCACGGGUGUGGCGCCUUUGGAAUAUGUGAAGGUACUCUUUGAACAAGAGCGACUGCCGUAUGCGGAGGGAUGGCGAGUGCCGGCUGCGGAGACGAGUUUGUUAUCGGUUGGGAAUAUGAUUGGGAGAUUGUAUGCUGCGAGUCCUGAGCCGUUGAAUGAGGCCUUUGAGACGGUUACGAUGCAGCAAGUGAGGAACGCUUUUGGGGGGAAGGAUCCGGUGACGGGGGUAGUGAGGACGUUGAGCUGUGCGUUGGCGGGGAGUUGUUAAUUGAGAUAUAUAUUCAUGAAGUUGUUUUCC